AUGAACAUGCUGUGGUCAGGAGUUUACAAAAUUGGCGAUGAGCGACCAGAAACGCUACAAGUCCGUCUCAGUAGGCCUGAUUCUGGAUUAUCAUGGGGAUUUCGGCUUCAAGGGGGCGAUUUUAAAACUCCUUUAUCUGUUCUAAAGGUUCAACCCAAAAGUAUAGCGGAACGAUGCGGAAUAAGAGCAGGGGAUGGAAUUUUACGCAUCAACAACCGGAACACAGACGGACUGACGCACGAACAGGCUAAGAUGGAGAUCAUACGCUCAUGCAAUGACAUUGACAUGCUUAUAAUGAGGGGGGCGGUGCACAUCUGGCGACCGACGCUGACGCUUCCGCAACCGCAAACGAUCCGCACGGUCACUGGAGACCAGGUGUUAACCACUCAGAAAACAUCUCUAGAAAAUUAUUUCCAAGAUGAGUCAAACAAUAUCGGCAGUUCCUAUAACCGCUCCGCAAAACCGUUUGGUGGCCAAGCGCCCCGUGUCCAGACGCAACUCCCGACCUAUCCCACGUACCCAGGAUCCCUGACGAACUACGGCGGUAGCUUUGGGCCAACCCCCGAGUCACCGAAGAAGGCAGUGCCCAAAGUAGUUCAUGCCCAGUACAACUCUCCCAUAGGGCUGUACUCGGCGGAUAACAUCGCGCACACGUAUGCUCAGCAGACGUCUGGAAUUCAGAAGGAAAUGCAGAACCUAUACGUUGAAAAUGCCCCAGUGGGACAGAGGUUCACGGGCACUUACCAGCGUUUGGACUCAUCUGACUCACAAACCUUUGGCAAUCAAUAUGGCUCCCCAAAAGGCUCCCAGCCGAGCGGUUUCCGUGUCGUUAAGGCGCCAACGGCAACGUCAAACUAUGCACCACCUCCAAAGUGGUAGAUGGCCCAUGCCUCUGGGAUAACAUGCGCUGCUCUGGAGCCGUUUAUUAUUAAUGUACACGCGGUGGAAGUACACUAAAGGUUACAGAUGUUUCUAUGUUAGUGAUGUAUUAUUUCCACAGGAACAAAAUGUACACCUUAUGACCUUUACCUUGACCUUACCCCAUCUCUAUAGCAACCCGGAGAACAAAUAGCAUUGAUUAUUAGAAAACCCUUUGCAUUACUGAAGUCAAGUGUGCAAAAUGCUUGCAGGCAAACUGUGCAUAUGGUCUGCAAACACCUGACAUUACAUUGAAAGCAAAUUUCAUUAAUAUGUUAUUCAAAUAUAAGGCAAAAGGAUAAUGGUGUGAUGGGAUACUUGUUAAAUCUGUUGUAAAAAAUAUUUUCGCAAAAUUGAACUUUUCGAUCUAGUGAUAUCAAUUAGUUUUUGUUUAAAUUUUAUAUUAUGAGAAAACCAAUAACAUGCACAUGUCAUGGACAAAUGUGGAAACAGUUCUUCGUUGGUGCUAUUUUGGUUUGUUGUGAGAUUGG
Messenger RNA from Dreissena polymorpha, 1409 nucleotides. Its product is annotated as PDZ and LIM domain protein Zasp-like. Lineage: Eukaryota; Metazoa; Mollusca; Bivalvia; Myida; Dreissenidae. Bases 1 to 879 code for a protein of 292 amino acids. Gene Ontology annotation, cellular component: Z disc; adherens junction; filamentous actin. The transcript is spliced from 8 exons. Gene Ontology annotation, biological process: muscle structure development; actin cytoskeleton organization. Gene Ontology annotation, molecular function: actin binding; muscle alpha-actinin binding. The record is from RefSeq and is a predicted model, not a curated record.